Messenger RNA from Caenorhabditis remanei, 4854 nucleotides. RefSeq lists its product as uncharacterized. NCBI's taxonomy places the organism in Eukaryota, Metazoa, Nematoda, Chromadorea, Rhabditida, Rhabditidae. The record is from RefSeq and is a predicted model, not a curated record. Gene Ontology annotation, molecular function: zinc ion binding; RNA polymerase II cis-regulatory region sequence-specific DNA binding; DNA-binding transcription factor activity, RNA polymerase II-specific. Gene Ontology annotation, cellular component: nucleus. The transcript is spliced from 19 exons. Gene Ontology annotation, biological process: regulation of transcription by RNA polymerase II. The coding region runs from base 1 to 4854 and encodes 1617 amino acids.
AUGGAUGUGGCACUUUUGACGAUGGAUGACACCAAACCGACUACAACGACAAGUAAUCAAAACGGGAGUUCCGGAGGAAAUCGAGAGACCAGUUCUCCGAUGCUACCUGAUUCAGCAGACAUCAUGAGAAUGCUUACAGAUCCUUCAGGACAAUUGUUUACCAACGAAAGUGCCAAAUGUCAUCUGGAACGUAUCCUUGCAGCAACUGGCUUUGAUGAACAAUCUCUUGUCAACGGAAACUUUCCAUUUGAUGCUUCUUCUCUAGGUUUUGCAGAUUUAUCUCCAUUCUCGUCGCUUCGAAAUUCUUCGAAAACUCUGAAAUGUCCAAAGUGUAACUGGCACUAUAAAUAUCAAGAGACUCUGGAGAUUCAUAUGAAAGAAAAGCAUAGUGAUGCUGAUGUUAAGUGCAUUUUCUGUGUGGAGAAUCAGCCACAUCCGAAGUUGGCUCGAGGCGAGACUUAUUCCUGCGGAUAUAAGCCUUAUCGAUGUGAUCUGUGUCGGUACAGCACAACAACGAAAGGGAAUUUGAGUAUUCACAUGCAGAGCGAUAAGCAUCUACAUGCCGUGCAAGAGCUCCCGAACAGCAUCGAAUUCGCAGCUAACUUUGCAUGUGGCGCCCCAGUCAGUCGGAGCAGUCCAAUAGAAGAAUCCGAUGGGUCCUUAAUCUGUCUCAUCUGCGGAAUCUACGCCACAGAAUCUAUACCUGAAAUGUUGGAUCAUGUGGAGAAGGAUAGAUCAAGAACUUAUCAAGGAGAUGUUACAGUGAUGAAUGGAAACUUUCGAUGCUAUUUAUGCCCCUAUCAAACAACGCUGAAAGCCAACUUCCAAUUGCACACAAGGACGGACAAGCACUUGCAGAAAGUUCAGACGGCGAAUCAUAUCCGUGAGGGAGCCCGUCCACACACUGCUAUCUAUCGUCUGUCAAGUACAAAAACAAGUGUUCAAGUGCUGUGUCGACAGUGUCAAGAAGUGAUACCAAGCAGUGAAUCCCUUCGGGAACAUCGUCACUUUCUCUCAACCAAACAGUUGUGGCGAUGCAAACUCUGUAGUCAGGAGUUCGAUUCCGUCACUCAAGCGAUCGGACACAUGACUUGCCACGAGCCGUCCACUUGGCCCAACGAAACACACGACUUCAAAUUGAUGGAGGACGCGGCGUAUGCGUGUGCCGGAUGUGAUUUUACAACAAAAGACGUGUCGGACUUUGAAGAGCACGCGAAAGCACACGAAGAGGAGGCGUCGUCUGGCGGCGAGGGUGCCUCUUCACAGAAGGCGUGUGCUCUCUGCUUGGAACCAACUGCGGAUCUCGAAAAACACCUCGUAGAACAACAUCGGAUUGCUGAAAGUGCAAUUGAGAAGUUCCUUGUGACAGAACGGACUGCAAAAGAAGCCUCCUGUUCGACCUCCACUACCUCCGACCCCUCCUCUUCAGAAUUCCCUCAUCGAUGUUCCAAAUGCUCGAUGGCAUUCCGAAGUGAAUCUCAGCUUCAAACACAUUCCCUUAAACACGUAUUCAAUAGUUUUCAUAAGUGUCCCACGUGUGGAGACUCUUUCGAUGAGAAUAGUAUUGUGACUCAUAUGCUAGAACACACAAAAGAGGAAUGUGAGAUGUGCUCAGAAACGUUUCCAUCCAAAGAAUCAUUCCUGUCUCAUCUGAAUUCGGCACGCCAUUUACAGCAGGCGAAAAAGCAGUUGGAGACUUCGAAGGUUGACUUGAAUUCUCAGGACCCAUCAUCAUCUGAGAAACAACGUAUCUAUGUGUGCAAUGUAUGCAAACAAUCUUAUCCUCAAGCCGCUAAUCUUGACGUUCAUAUGAGGUCGAUGACACAUCAAAGUAGAAUGAGCCGGUUAGCCGAAUUAGUUGCAAAUGGAGAUGUUGAUGGAGACAAAACAGUUUUCGAGCAGCCAGGGAUCCCAGCUCCCACGAUACAGAGCUACAUUGAGACGACAGCCAACCAAGUUUCAAUGAACGAUUUGAUGUCUCUUCUCAGUCGAAGUGAAUCUGAUGAAAUGCGGGAAGAAGUGAAUGGACUCCAAGUUCUGACACAAAUCAAAGUAUACGGGGAACCGAAAAUUACAAAUUUGGUGCCAGGAUUAGAAGGAAAAGUCGACAAUAUCGCACUGUUUGACGACCAACAAGCAGCUGAAAUUUCGAAGAUCGAUUGCGGUGCCUGUGGUCAACAAAUAUCUGGAAUCCUUGCAUUAAAUCUCCAUUAUGAAGAAUCUCAUUCCUCAAAAAUCCCGAGUGAAGUGUUGAAAAAGUUUGGAGAAAGGAUAUUAUCAGCAGUUGAGGAGAAGCUGAGUAGAGAGAACUCAGUGAGAAAUGACGGGUCACAGAGUCCUCAAAGUGAUGAUGAACCGAUGGAGAAGAAAAUUAAAUUAGAGAAUAUGCUACCGGAUAUGGAUAAAAAUGCAGCAGCUAAUCAAUUCGCCAUGUUCCAACAAAUGAUGAAUUGUUUGCCAUUUAUGGCACCUCCUGGAUCUGCAGGAUUCGGUGGAUUCUCACCAGAAAUGUUGAGUCAACUGAUGAAUCCAGCGGCGGCGGCGGCUGCGGCUGCGGCAGCUGCUGCAAAUGCAGCUAACAAUUCACCGGCUAAAAGAGCAAGAACGAGGAUAACGGAUGAUCAGUUGAAGGUGUUAAGGCAAUACUUCAACAUCAACAACUCUCCAUCAGAAUCUCAAAUAAAAGAGAUGUCCCACAAGUCGGGACUUCCGGAGAAAGUGAUCAAGCACUGGUUCCGCAACACACUUUUCAAGGAACGACAACGUGACAAAGACUCCCCGUACAACUUCAGCAAUCCCCCUCAAAUGGGAAUUGAUCUCGAUAUGUAUGAAAAGACUGGAGAGACGAAAGUACAUUCUCUGAACAACGACAAUGCUCCAAAAUCGGAACUCAGUUCUGCCAGAGCAACCCCCACAAUUCCUACUCCAACACCUCUUCCAUUGGUAGUUGAAGAGAAAAAAGUGUCUGUGUCGGAACCGAAAAGUGCAUCUUCAUCUGCGUCAUCUUCUCAAUUGAAUCUCCAAGCUAUGCUAUCCCAGAUGCAAAAUAAUGUGAACUUCUUCGAUGCAACUAGUUUUAUGGCAGCUGCUACGAAUCCAAUGACUCCAUCGACACCAUCUUCAUGUAAUACAACUUCAAGUGGACGACGAGCCAAUCGAACAAGAUUCACAGAUUUUCAAUUGAGAACUCUCCAACAAUUCUUCGAUAAGCAGGCUUAUCCGAAGGACGAUGAUUUGGAAGCUUUGAGCAAGAAGUUGCAAUUGAGUCCACGGGUUAUUGUUGUAUGGUUCCAGAAUGCAAGACAGAAGGCUAGAAAGAUUUAUGAGAAUCAACCGAAUCACGAGAAUUCCGAUCGAUUUGUAAGGACACCUGGGUCUAAUUUUCAGUGCAAAAGAUGUAACCAAGUGUUCCAAAGAUACUACGAACUCAUCCAACAUCAACAAAAGAAAUGCUAUAAAGAUGAUGGAGCUGCUCUUGCCAGUGAUAACAAAAGUGUAGAAGAGUCCCUGACAGAAGAAGAAAAGGCUCAACUCCUAGCUCAACAACAGAUCACUCAACUCGCCAGUAGUCUCGAAAUGCCAAAAUUCCAGCCAGCAGAUCUUCUGAAAAUGAUUGGAGCUUCUUCAUCUGGAGCAUCUACUUCUGAUGUUUUGAUGAAGAUGUGCGAGAAUAUUUCUGGCACGGGGUUUCACAAAACCUGCUUAUUCUGCAAUCAAGAGUUCCGGGAUAAAGCAGUGAUGACGGAGCAUAUGAAUCAGAAACAUCCUCAGCACAUGUUACUUCCGAACUUUGAUCUGGAUCUGAUGCCGGAUGCAGGGGCGGAGCUUCUGAUGGAUUUCAAGGAGUCCGCAUUGGACUUAUCUGGGUCAUCUGUAGACUAUCGAGAUUCCAUUUCAACCAGUCCACCACGAUCAGAGGAUGAUGUUCUCACGGAAGCAUUGGAUGAUUCCACAUUUGCUGCGUUGGGAAUUCCUUUGAAUAUUCCCGGAGGACACUCUGGAUCUGGAUCAGAAUGUCGUUCUCCUGCCAGCAAUAAAAGAUUUCGAACUCAUCUCACUCCGAUGCAAGUUCAAAUGAUGAAAAGUGUAUUCAAUGAAUACAAAACACCGUCAAUGGCUGAAUGUGAGCUUCUUGGAAAAGAGGUUGGACUUCAUAAACGUGUGGUACAAGUCUGGUUCCAGAAUGCUCGAGCCAAGGAGAGGAAGACACGUGGAGCUGUUGAUGAGGACUCGAGAUCUGGAGAAUUGCAUUGUGAACAGUGUGAUAAGACAUUCGGAACUCGGUUAGCACUUCAAGAUCAUCUCUUCACUUCGGAACAUGUCGGAAUUCUAAGAAAUCAAUUGAAAUUAGAAGGAGUCUCUGAGUUGACGACGGCUUCUGUAACCGAGUGCUCUCCGGAGAAAAAAACCAAAUCUUCCAACCAAUUGGACCUUGCCAGUUUGCCAUUCUUUAACCCUCUAAUAGACAUCCAAAUCUAUGGAACUCCGAUUCAAUUUCUUCAAGUUCCCGAAGAUAUCAAAAAACAAAUUGCUGAUGAUAUAGCAGCUGGAAAGUCUCGAACUGUCUUCUCUCAAGAUGGUUUACCACUCGAACAACUGAAAGAAGCUCUUCCGGAAAAUGAGAAAUCCAGUUUGUCCACUGUACAAAAAGAUGUUGGAUGGGCGUGCCCAGGUUGUACAUUUGUCUUCCAAGAAGAAAAGAAGCUCCGUGAUCAUCAGAAAUCAAUGUGCCCCUGUGAUAAGACAUUAACUCUGGUCCAAACUCACUACUCAUGCAAAUCGUGCAAAAGUGAUUUCUGUCUUCAAUCCGAAUACAUUUUCCAUCUCUCAAUGCCUCCUCAUACAUCGCCAUAG